AUGAGGUGGAGAUGGUGGAAGAAAUGCAGUUUCAGGAGGAGGAUGAUGAUGAUGAUCAAGAACAAACUGGAAGACAUCACCUUGAGGAAAAACUCAGAGUCGAGAACAUCUGGCAAAACCAAGAAAGUAGAAGACAAGAAGAGGGGGAUUAUUUUUCAGUUUCACAGGGAUCUGCUAGCAGUGAAGAUUCUCAGACAGGUUCCAUGCACAAAGUUGAAAACCAAUAUACUGAGAAACAGGAUGAAGGUUCAGCUGAACAAGAAGAUCCAGAUGAAAAGUCGUGGAAAAAUAAAGAUGGCGUCUUUGAAUUAUGGACUAUGGGCAGGACUGAAAAAGACAGAAGUGAGAAGUCAACAGAUGAUGAAGAGACAGCCACAGAAUCUUGGGAAUCUCAAAAAGACUUUCAAGAGGAAGACAAAGAUGUUCAACAUGAGUCUGUAGAUGAGGAGGAAGCAGAAUGCUCAGCUGAUGAGGAUGAAGAUUAUGAUGAUGAAGAUGAGGUGAUAUACUGCACAGACAAUUACCCAGUAAAGAUUUUCCUCACUCUGAGUGACUUCAGGGAUUCCUCCCUUCUCACUGACCUCACUUUGCAAACAGAGGAUGGGCAGAGUUUCUGUGUGCAUUCUCCAGUCUUGGCUGCUGUCAGCUCCUUCAUCUGGAAAAACCUAAGUGGAAGCAAAGUAAAAAAUAGUAGAAUUAAUGAAAGAAUACACAUUGACAUAAGUGCUGGCGUUCGUGUCUGGUCAGUGUCUCUUGGCCCAGAGGUGGAUCAUGUCGGGUUGGAGGCAAUUGUGGAGUUUGCUUACAGUGGACUCAUAUCAUGUCUGAACAAGCAUAACUUGGAGCAGAUAAAAGCUGCAGCUCAAACACUCGGCGUGCCCCGGGUGUUGGAUCUUUGUGCCAAGGAAGAAGAAUGGCUUGCAAAAAGUGCUGGAAACAAGAAAAAAGAAAAGAUCUCUGCUGCACAACAGUUGACGAUCAGCCUUCAGUCAAUCAAAGAGCUGUGGAUGGACAGAGUGGGCUGUGAUGUCGUUCUGGAAACCCUUAGUGGAUCGCUUCGUGUCCACAGAGUUAUCCUGGCUGCCAGUAGCGACUACUUCCGGGGUAUGUUCACCUUGGGCAUGAAGGAGUCUAACCAGCCUUGUGUGAGCCUUCCCUUCCUGGUGGUUCGGGAGCUGGAAGCUAUAGUUGACAGCUCUUACAAUGGGGCUCUCUCCAUCAGCUGGACUUGUGUCUUUGAGAUGACCAGCACUGCUCUCCAGCUCCAGUACCAGCCUGCUCUCUCAUUAUGCCUCAACUUCCUCCAACAAGAGCUAAAUCCUCACAACUGCCUGGAUGUGGUGUCUUUCGCUGAAGCCUACGAAAUAACAUAUCUUCUUGAAGUUGCCGAUGAUUUUGUCUUGCGGCAAUUCCAAAAGGUGGCAGGCACCUCCAAGUUCAAGGACCUUCCGGCUAAACAGCUCUUCAAAUACCUGAACAGUCACUCACUCUGUGUUCCAUCUGAGCUUGUUGUAUUCAAGGCAGUUGUAGCAUGGAUUCAAGCAAACCCCAACAAGCGGCUCAGACUUGCAAAAGAACUGAUGAAAACAGUCCAUUUUCCACUGAUGACUUUUAUGGAAUUCAAAGAAGUCCAGUCUCAGAACAUGUGGGCUGAUCCUAGCUUGACAGAGCUUUAUGAAGCAAUCUUUGAAGACUUCUGCUCCAAUGAGACUGCACCGCAGAGUCAGUGUCGCAUCUAUCUGCCAAAAGAGAGUCUGGUCUUAACUGGAGGUGACCAGAUCUCUGAAGACCUGGGUAGCCGCAGCAUCAGCAGGGAUAUCUGGUUUGGGAAUUCUUUGAGAAACCAUACAGGGAUAAAAAAAGCCAUGGAGUGGAGAAGAUUGGGAGAGAUGCCAGAACCAGCAAGGUUUAGUCAUGAAGUAGCUGUGCUUAAUGGACAACUGUAUGUUUUUGGAGGCAAGAAAUAUUAUGGCAUUGGUGACACCUUGAACUCUGUUUAUAGGUAUGAUCCUCUUCAAAACACCUGGGAGUACCUGUGUGAAAUGCAGGAGAAGAGAUGCGCUUUCUCUGUGGUUGUAUUGGAUGGAAAAAUAUAUGCCAUUGGAGGACACUGUGAUCCUGACCAUAUAGAUACAGUUGAAUGCUAUUGUCCCACUACAAACUCUUGGAGUUUCACCUGGCCCUUGGAUCUACCUUUGAGUGGCCAUGUUGCAAAGGUCUUACAAGGGCGGAUCUUCAUCUCAGGAGGGCUAAAUAAUGACUACCUAUGUCUUGCAUCCAUGAUCCUGUACCACCCAGACACAGGAAGCACCUAUCUGGCAAACAUGACCAGACCUCGAGCUAAUCACUGCAUGGAGACCCUGGCUGAAUAUCUUUAUGUAGCAGGCGGAAUCACCACACAUGAUAACAUGGCUGUCACCGACCAGCUAGCUUGUGAAGUGUACAAUCCAGCUGUUGACUCUUGGACUGCCUUUGCACCUCUGCCGGUGCCUCAUGUAGGAGCAGGAAGUGCCGUUUUGGAGGGAAAGUUUUAUGUGCUGGGUGGAUACAGCCAGGAGGACUACAGUGACACUAAGAUGGUACAUCGUUAUGAUGCCGCCUUACAGAAAUGGGAGAACAUGGGAAAGAUGCCAGGGCCAAAUAAUGAGCUGCAAGUUUCUGUGCUGCGUUUACCACAACAUUUCCGUUUGUAGGACUUCAUGACAAGGAUCAUCACUCCUGACGUUAUUUAUUGCAUGACAUGGCCUGUUCCCACUGCUUGUGUCACUGAGAUAUAGCAGAGAUAGCUCUCUGUCUCGUCACACUUUUCAGGUUUUAAGAGCUACUCACUACUCAAGUUUUUGCCACAAAAGCACACUGAUGUUGAUGAUCUCGAUAACCAUCUAUCCAUUUUCUUCCACUUACCUGAGUGUGGGUUGUAGGGGCAGCAGCCUAAGCAGGAAAGUCUAGACUUCCCUUUUCUCAGCCACUUCUUCCAGUCCAUGUGGAGGGAUCUUGAGGUGUUCCCAGGUCAGCAAAGAGACGUAGUCUUGUCAGCAUGUCCUGGGUCUUCCCUGGGCCCUCCUCCCAGUGGGAUGUGCCUAAAACACUUCACCAGGGAGGUGUCAAUUGUCACCUUAUCAAGAUGGAGAGGAUUGAGUACCCCCAUGGGGUUGAGGGCUGUGACAUUAACCCCUAGUAGGUUCUCCGAGGGCAAAGUGGCCUCAGAGGAUUCAAAGACCUCAUAGACGGACACCAUAAUGCAGUGACCUCACCUAGGGAAACGGUGCCACCCUCCUGGAGCCAGGCCACAUGGGCUUACCCCAUCUGGGUCAUGGCCAGAAGCGGGGAGCUUGGCGGUUUGAUCCUCAGAUCCUGAUGUUACACUCUCAAAUACAUAAUUACAGAAUGCACAUUCAGUGUUUGUAGUCUGCAAGAACUUAAAUAAAAAAUGGAGUUCAACUCAGUUUGUUCAUACACUGCAGAAAACAUUGUGGACCUGCCUGGACAUGUGUAGGUGAGUUUUUUUGUGCACUUCAGUUCAACACAAAGUAACUGAUGUCAAAACAUUUGACACAAGUUAAUGAUUUUUAUUUCCUAUGAACAGUUUUUUUUACUUUAAGAGCUACAAAGAGGUUAAACCAUGGUUGCUGUAAUUUUGUAAGCUGCCUACAUCUUUAAAUGAUAAUAGACAUGAGCUGUUUAAAAAAAAAAUGUGCUUUUGUAUUUUACAUAUUUGGCUGCCGUCUGUUUUUUAGCUUGAUGUUGGUACAUUUGGUAAAAAGUUUGUAUUUAAAUAGCACUCUACUGUACCAAAGCACUUCACAUUAUACAUCACAUACACACACACACACACACACACACACACACACACACACUGAUGGUGGACCCUGCCAUGCAAGGCGCUAACCAAAACCCAUCAGAAACAAUUUGGGGUUUGGUGUCUUGCUCAGGGACAUGAGCUUGAUGUGGAUCAAACCGGCAACCCUCAGGCUACAAGACGAUCACUCUACCCAGUGAGCCAUGCCACCCAAUUUAUCUUGUCUAUUUAUAGUAUUUAUGUCAGUUUAUUUUUCUGCUAUAAAUGAAAAUCAUUAUAGUUAUUAUCUAUUUUACAGAUAAUUAUUCUGUAUGCAGAAGGUGCUAGAGUGAAAUAGUUCAUGUUAUAGAAAUAGCUGAAAUGUGUAAAUCCCCCAUAAAACAAUAUCUGAUUCCCUUAUUGUAAUUGUAACGAAUGGCCACAAGAGGGAGCUAUCCUCCCUUUACUUACUGGCAUGGUUGCCACAAACCUCUUGCAGGAAGGUUUUGGGCAUGAUAGGUUUAGCAAGGAAGAAGAAGCCUGAAGAUCUUUUUUUCUUCUUCUUCUUCUUCUUCUUCUUCUUCUUCUUCUUCUUCUUCUUCUUCUUCUUCUUCUUCUUCUUCUUAUUAUUAUUAUUAUUAUUUUUGGUAUUAUUAUUAUUAUUAUCAUCAUUAUGCAGAAGAUUGAUAUACUUGUCCAGAUUUUAUUGAAAUACUUGAAAAAAUAAAACUCAAACCAAAAACUAUGACUCUUUAUCUGCUCCUUAUGAUUGUUGGUCUCUUUGGUUUUGCAGCAAAAAAAAAAAACAUGCUACAAACUUUUAGUGGAGGUGGCUUUCUCUUUUCACCAGCAGCCAGUUGCAGAAUUCAUGUCAGAACCUUCUACAGUAGGGCUUUCAUUAGGUAUAAGUUUGAAGGACAUUGUUUUUCACUAUAUGGCUACUGUAGCAUGAGUGUUGCAUAAGUGCUGAAGGUAAAGUGUUUUUUUCAAAAGCCUUUUUGAACUUGGUAGCUAUUAAAAAAAUCACAAC
Melanotaenia boesemani (Boeseman's rainbowfish) is the source of this 4808-nucleotide messenger RNA. Its product is annotated as kelch-like protein 33. Lineage: Eukaryota; Metazoa; Chordata; Actinopteri; Atheriniformes; Melanotaeniidae. The record is from RefSeq and is a predicted model, not a curated record. The transcript is spliced from 4 exons. Gene Ontology annotation, molecular function: protein binding. The coding region runs from base 12 to 2693 and encodes 893 amino acids.